Molecule: messenger RNA, 366 nt
Organism: Penicillium daleae
Lineage: Eukaryota; Fungi; Ascomycota; Eurotiomycetes; Eurotiales; Aspergillaceae
Exons: 1
Coding region: 1-366 (121 amino acids)
Source: RefSeq, a predicted model, not a curated record
AUGGAAAUCACCACACAAGAUGCGGGUGGUGUCGCCGACGAGGACUACGAAGUUCUUGAGGCAGGCUUUUCCGAAGGGCCUGGUGAUUCGAAAUUGGCAAUGAUGUUUCAGCGUGACCUGUUCGCAGAAGAGCCGUGGAGUGGUAACCCUCAAUCGGACAAUUACUUCUCCGACGGCUACUGUAUAACCCUCGGAUCUGGCCAAACGGUAUACGGAGGAUCGGAGCAGGUCUCAUUCUCGGGAUCCCAGGGACAGUUUGACUUCUCCGGUCAUGCAGCCAGUAUCCUCAGUGUCGGUCAACAACUCAUUGUUGAUUUUCCGAACUGGACCUGGGGCUCUUUCAAGAAUUCCUCAGAAAGGUCGUGA